Messenger RNA from Vigna angularis (adzuki bean), 1829 nucleotides. Its product is annotated as F-box only protein 13. The coding region runs from base 337 to 1563 and encodes 408 amino acids. The transcript is spliced from 2 exons. The record is from RefSeq and is a predicted model, not a curated record. NCBI's taxonomy places the organism in Eukaryota, Viridiplantae, Streptophyta, Magnoliopsida, Fabales, Fabaceae. Gene Ontology annotation, molecular function: protein binding.
CGGGUGUGUGGUGUGGCGUGUGCGUGUGCUUGUGCGUGUGCUUGUGCGUGUGCCUUCUCAUCACAUGAUACUCUCUCAAGUGUCAACCAUCCAAUAUCCAACCAAAAGAGUUCCACGGGAAGCUUCCUACCUCUCUUCCUACUUGUUGGCUUCGCUUUCCCUUUUACCCUUUUUCACUUUCUUCUGAUUUCCUUCUCCAAACUCCUCUUUAAACACACAAUACUGUCUUCUCCAACGCAUUCACUCACUCACUCACUGUGUCUUGCUUAUCCACUCUCAACAUAGGAGUAACUGCCUCACUUCCGUUAUCAGUUGUUUUCUCCAAAUUUUUGGCCAAUGGAACACAGUUUGAAAAGAAAGUCUCCAGAAAAUGAAGACUUUUUACACUUGAACGGCUUUUCUCUGGAUGACCUUAAUGAAGAUCUCUUAGAGAGGGUGCUUUCAUGGCUACCAACUUCCUCCUUCUUCCGCCUUACUUCUGUCUGCAAGAGAUGGAAGUCAGCUGCUGCUUCUUUGAGUUUCAAGCUUGCCUGCUCACACAUUCCCUCGAGAGAUCCUUGGUUUCUGAUGGUUUCUCCCAGCCUCAACCAAUCCAUUGUCUUUGACACUGCUGAAAACAGUUGGAAAAAACUCAAUCACUUGCGUCUUCCUCUCGAAGACUCUAACAUAAGCUGCAUGCCUGUUGCAGCAUCUGGUGGCCUGGUUUGCUACCGCAAACUCUCAGGAAACUUUGUUGUAUGCAAUCCAGUAACCGGAUCCUGUAGUGAACUCCCUCCAUUGCAUUUCCCCUCAGAAAAUCAGCCUCUCAAUGCCGUUGUGAUGAGUACAACUUUCAGAGAUCAAAUCUCCUACAAGAUUGUGUUAGUCUUCGGUGAACUCCCUAAUCUUUUGUUCAAAGUCUAUGACUCAAGCUCUUGCUGUUGGGAAGAUGAGACUGCUCUUAGGAGGGAGGUGGAUGACAAUUCCAUUGAUUGUGAUUCAACCGAUGAUGAUGACAAUGUUGUGUACUUCCUUAGUAAGGCUGGAACGGUGGUGGCAAGUAGCAUGCAGAGGAGCCCAUCUAAGCAAUAUUCCUCGGUCAUUACCACCAAAGAUGGUGAGGAAAUGGUGUAUUUCCUCAGCUCCUCAGGGACAGUAGUAGCUUGCAAUUUGACAUCCAAGUGCUUUUUUGAGUAUCCGAGGUUGUUGCCUGUUUUCAGUGAGUACUCCAUUGACAUUGUGGAGUGUGGUGGUGAGAUGCUGGUUGUCUUGUUAUCAGAAUUCUUGGAGAGCACAAGUCUUAGGGUGUGGAAAUACGAUGACACAAAUAGAUGCUGGCAACAGAUUGCUGCAAUGGCUGCAGCAAUGUCUCAAGAAUGGUAUGGAAAGAAGGCAGAUAUUAACUGUGUUGGUGCUGGCCAUCAGAUACUUAUAUGCUUGAACUCUCCUGAGCUAUGCACUUAUGUUCUCUGUGAUUUGGUGACCAACACAUGGACAGAAUUGCCGAAAUGUUGCAUGAAUGGAGAAGUCAUGGAGUUCAUGUCUGCAUUUUCAUUUGAGCCCAGGAUAGAGGCUUGUGUAUGACUCCAAACUACCUCAGCUUGGUAUCUUGAUUUUGGUUAUCAACUGGUUUUUGUUGUUCUUCUGUUAGCUUAAAUUUUCAUCCACCUUGUACUUGAAUUUGUCAUGCAAAAUAGCUAGGGUUGAUUUGGUGUGAAAAUAGAUAUGAAAGCUCUGACCAAAUGAUUGAUUUCUAACUUAGACAUUGUAUUGUUCUCCAUUGAUUGUUAGAUGUACAAUGCUCAAAUACUGAGUUUCCUCAUGUUCCAAAUAAGCUUGUUGUUUCCUUA